Molecule: messenger RNA, 3604 nt
Organism: Chrysemys picta bellii (western painted turtle)
Lineage: Eukaryota; Metazoa; Chordata; Testudines; Emydidae
Source: RefSeq, a predicted model, not a curated record
GGCCGGCGGCAGCGGGCUGGUCUCCGUGUAGUCCUUCUGUCUGGAAGUCGGGGCGAGCCCGUGAGCCGUGAGGUAACUUGGCGCCUUGCCCCCCACGGGGAGCCCUUGUGUCGCUGAGCCUCGCGGGCGGGGCUGGAAUUCAACUUCGGUAACUUGACUUGGUUCAGCCUCUUUACCUAAAACUCCCCAGAAGCGCUACCUGAGGGGGGAAGCUCCGUCCCCAGGCCGUUGAGGGGACAGAGUCUCUGCCGCCUACGUUCAGGGCCAAGCCCCAGCCUCUGGCUGGGGAGAUGCGAGUGUAGUGCAGUCAUUUGGGGGUUUAGUAUUCCUAUAAAAACGGCUCCUGCACAGAGAGCCGCUCUAAGGGAUGUGCCUUGAGGCUGGAGAACAUUCCUCUGAAAUAGCCAUGUCACCGCGUUUCCAGUCCAAACGUAUCCUUUCAGCGUGUACAGCCACAGAGUGCUUGUUGAAUGAAGUUAGUGGGUUUGUAAUUAGAAUGCCUAGUAUUUCUAAAAAAAACUGUCAGCGUUCUAGGGUCCUGCAGUUGCUUUUGUUCAGUGCCAGUACCACAAAGGCAUUCUGUUGGCAAUAUUAAAAGAACAUGUAAAACCUAGACUAGAAACCCAUAACAACCAGUAAUGCAGCCCAGAUAAACUAACAGUGGUCUUGAUUAAAGGAGAUUGAGAAGUGGGUGGAGAGGGUUUUUUUAUUUAAAAAAAUAAAAUUGGCCAUAAAGACAUAUUUUCUUAAAUGUGCAUUACACUACAGACAGCUGCUUUACCACAGUGGUAGUUGGACCUAUCCAAUGUCUGAGAACACAUUUAAAAAUACCUUAUGUCUAGAAUCUGUUUACCACUCAUAUCCCACAAGCUAGAUCAAAGUCAGUACUUUGAAGUAAGUUCUCUUAGGAUCAUCUGGAUACUAGAAUAAGUGUCUUUUUUAGUAUGUCAGUAGUUGUCAUUAAUGCUUGGCGUUACUACUGAAGUAAAAUUUCAGCUUUGGCUAGGGAUUGCUUUGCUGCUGGGGCACCAUUUUGUUGUUUUUAAAAAAGAGGUAAGACGGAACCUCUCAUAGCUAUAUCCUUAGGAGAAAGAAGGAACAUUCUGAUAUCUAAUAUAAUUUUCCAACCUAGCAGCUGGACAUUGGUAUUUUAACUGUUCCUUCUGUUCUUGCUCACACAUCAUCAGCAGGAGACACCCUUAUUAGGGCCUUGUCUAAACAACCAAGUUUUGUUGCCAAAAACUGCUUUUUGGCAACCAAACAGUGUGUGCGUACACACUGCAAUGUGACUUUUGUCAGGGAAAAAUACCUGGUUUUGGCGACUAAAUACAUCCACCCCAAGAGACUUACAUCUUUUUCCUCUACGUUUUUUUCGACAAAGUGCCAGUGUAGACACCACGCUUGAUUUCAUUGCUUUAAUUGGCGUCCAGGAGGUGUCCCACAAUGCCCAUCCUGACCGCUUUGGUCAGCAGUUUGAAUUCCAUUGCCCUACAGCCAGGUAAACAACCAUCCGCCCCUCCCCCUUAGAAAUCCUGGGAAUUUUUGAAAUUCCAUUUCCUGUUUGCUUGGCGUGGAGAGGUCUCAUUGCAUCUUCCCAGGUGACCAUGGCAGCUUAUCACACCAAACACUCUCCUGCUUGGAUCACUGCAGAGCUGUUGGAUCUGAUCAGUAUAUGGGGAGAGGAGGCUAUGCAGUCCCAGCUGUGCUUGAGCCAUAGGAAUUGGGAUACCUAUGGACACAUUCCUUGAGGCUUGUGUGAAAAGGGCUAUGAUCAAGACACGCUACAGUGCAGAGUGAAGAUAAAGGAGCUGAGGCAGGCGUACUAUAAGGCAAGGGAGGCAAACCAUCACUCUGGUGCUUCACCUAAGACCUGCCAGUUCUAUAAGGAGCUGGACGCUAUUCUUGGUGGUGACCCUACCUCACCCCCAAGAGCCCCAUGGAUACUUUGGAGGGAAUGGAGGCGGCAGAAAGAGGACCUAACCCAGAGGAUGAAGUUAUUGAUGAAGAGGUGGAGUUAGAUGAGGAUAUGCAGCUCCUGGCAGGGUUGCUUGAUGGGGCAGGCAGCCAGGAACUGUUCUCAACUCCAGAGGUGUCUAGCCAGUCUCAGCAGUCGCUCUCCGGGAAGCAGGAGAUGAGACGCCUGAUGUGGCCUUCAGGAACACCCCACGCACCUCUUCCGAGCGUCUCCGCCAGAUAAGAAAGCGCCCAAGACGCAGCAAAGAAGACAUGUUCCAGGAGGUUUUUGAAAUUCCUAAAUACUUGGCCUUUUCUGAGUAAGUAAUAUGGAGAUGGAGAGGAUGAACACGGAUACGUCUGGUGAGGAGGAAGAGAAGGAAAACAUUGAAAGAAACUCUAGAGUUUGUACUAGCUGUGACAAGAUUCAUGAGUCCAUUUCCAAAUGGAUGCUUCCUGAAAAUGCCAGAGGAACCUACUUGGAAAGAGCAAACUGUAUCCCUCCUCCUCUCUUCAUCAUUUCCAUUAGUUUAGCUGAGCUGGCUGUAUUCAUUUAUUAUGCUGUUUGGAAGCCCCAGAAACAGUGGAUCACGCUGGAUACAGGUGUCUGGAACAGUCCCUUUAUUUAUAGGCCUGACAAGAGGGAAGAAACUUGGAGAUUCAUUUCAUAUAUGCUAGUGCAUGCUGGCAUUCAACACAUUUUAGGAAAUCUCUUUCUGCAACUUAUUUUGGGGAUCCCCUUAGAAAUGGUUCAUAAAGGGCAUCGGGUUAGUCUGGUGUAUCUCGCAGGAGUGAUUGGAGGUUCCUUGGCUAGCUCAGUCUGUGAUCCCCUCCAGGCUCUCGUAGGGGCUUCAGGAGGAGUCUAUGCUCUCAUUGGAGGAUACUUUAUGAAUGUUUUAGUGAACUUCAGAGAAAUGAUUCCUUUGUUUGGAGUCUUCAGAUUGCUCCUCAUCGGGAUUAUAGUUGGAACAGAUAUGGGAUUUGCUCUGUAUAGAAGAUUUAUCGCUCCUGUGAAUGGGCCUCAAGUGUCCUUUGUGGCUCACAUUGCUGGUGGCCUAGCUGGGAUGUCAGUAGGUUAUGUCAUUUUCAGCUGCUUUGAUAAGAACUUUAUAAAAGAUCCAAGAUUUUGGAUCUCCAUUGUUGCUUAUUUAGUCUUUCUGGUGUUUGCUGUAUUUUUCAAUAUCUUUCUUUCACCAGCAAACUAAACUGCACCACCCACAAAAGAAACACUUAAAUCAUCAGGAAGACAACUUUAAAAAAAAAAUUACCGUUUUAUAACUACAAAAGGACUCCAUAAAUGUUGCUUUUUUAAAUAAUGGUUGUGUACAGACUUUAAUUUUUAAAGCAUUGGACCAUCAUUUUUAUGGUUAUCCUAUCCCAGAAAUGAAAUAUAGUUAUUAAAAUAUGACCUUUUCAAAAUCAUAUGUAACCUUUUCUAUUUCCUAUUGCUUUUUAUACUGUUAAAGUAAAUAAACAUCAAGGGUUCCUGCUUGCUUUGGAAUAAUUCUUGCAGCUUUUGUUUUGAGCUUUUGUGACAUGAUUCAGUAAUAUUCAUUUGGAAGAAAUUACUUCUUCCAAUACCGGUUUUCUAACCUCAAAACCAGGAGAAAAAUGUUGAUCAGCACAAUAAAGAAUUCUUUUAGAGAAAAAA